Knipowitschia caucasica is the source of this 1083-nucleotide messenger RNA. The record is from the annotation of a GenBank genome assembly. Lineage: Eukaryota; Metazoa; Chordata; Actinopteri; Gobiiformes; Gobiidae.
AUGCUUCUGUCAGUGCCUCUCACACCUCUGUCCCAUGGACAGACCAUAUCAAACACAUACUUCUUCAUGGUGCAGGCUCAGGGCAUCAUGCUGAGGGAUAACGUGCGGACCAUAGGACAGAUGAUCCGAUUGUACACCAACAAAAACAGCACGCUCAAUGGCACGGACUAUCCGGACGGAACAAACUCCAGUGAGCUCCUGGUUCAGCCAACUACAUACCUCCCAGAGAACUUCACCUACUCCCAACACCUCGCCUGUCCAGAGCGAUUACCUUCUAUGAAGGGACUUAUGGACGUGAACAUGACUGAAAUCCCCAUUGAAGAGAUAGAGCUGAAGUUUUCAAAGUUUUUUGACAUCGAGUUUGGAGGUCACUGGAAACCAAAGGACUGCAGACCUCGCUGGAAGGUGGCGUUCCUAAUUCCAUUCAGAAACCGUCACGAACAUCUGCCAAUCCUCUUCCAACACCUCAUCCCUAUGCUGCAGCGGCAGAGGCUGCAGUUUGCCUUCUACGUCAUAGAACAGAGCGGGAGCCAGCCUUUUAACCGAGCCAUGCUGUUUAACGUGGGCUUCCUGGAGGCCAUGAAGGACCUGGACUGGGACUGCGUAGUCUUCCACGACGUCGACCACAUCCCCGAGAACGACCGCAACUACUACGGCUGCGGACACAUGCCUCGCCACUUUGCCGCCAAGCUCGACAAGUACAUGUACAUACUUCCAUACAGCGAGUUCUUCGGCGGUGUGAGCGGCCUGACUGUGGAGCAGUUCAGAAAGAUUAAUGGUUUCCCCAAUGCGUUCUGGGGCUGGGGAGGAGAGGACGACGACUUGUGGAACAGGGUCCAUUAUGUUGGUCUGAACGUGACGCGCCCUGAAGGAGAGCUGGGGAAGUACAAGUCCAUCCCUCAUCAUCACAGAGGAGAGGUGCAGUUCUUGGGCAGGUACAAACUGCUGAGGUACUCCAAAGAGCGGCAGCACUUGGACGGCCUGAACAACCUGCGUUACAGCCCGGUGGUGACCCUCAGCAGCCUGUAUAAGAACAUCAGUGUGGACCUCUCUCCGGAGCUGGCCCCCAUCCAAGACUACUGA